AUGCUCAAGCAUAUAUACCUUCGAAUAAUAAGCACCAAAAAAACGUUGCGGAGUAAACGGCCCAGUGAGUGCGGCGGGAUGUGGAAUGAGGAAAAGGGGGUCAAGCGGGAGAUCGGUCCCGGGGUGGUAACUCCGCUUGGUGGACAGAGGAGGAAGCAAGCGGGGAACCAACUGGAUGGUCACAUAACAAACAGCUCCGGUUACCGCUUCGCUCCGCGUCUGAAUGGCCACGUGGUGGAUGGAGGGGGGGAAGAGCCUUCCUGUGAAGGGUCGCCAGAACGCGCAUCAGUUCAUCGGGGGGGUCUUCCGCAUGUACAGGUUUGCGCCCCCCACGAUGAACUGACGCGCGUUCUGGCGUAUGCGAGCAGCCAGGUGAUCAAGAGCCUGCACCUGCGGCAGCACUACAUUAACAGUAAGGACUACUUCAUGUCCCUCUCCCUGAUAUGCAACCAGCUGGCGGCACACCGAUUUAAGGACCAUUCAUUUUGGAACACCGUGGGAGGGAGGCUAACCGAAUUGUUACGCACUGAGGAUGUCCACAAGACGAUGUGCGUGCGAUGGUUGGCCUUACUCUUGAAUUCAUUCGCCAGAGUAUAUGUACUGAAUGAGCCUUUCCUUAGAGAGGCCUCCAUUUAUCUUAUAAAUAACAAGGAAGAAAAUUUACACACAUUUGACAUUUCGCAGAUAGCUAACUGUUUUGCAAAACUUAAUUACGGGGAUGCUAAGCUGUUCAAAUAUAUGGAGGAGCAGAUCUGCGAAAGGAUAGACGAACUGAGUUGCCAGUCGGUUAGCAACAUAUGCAAUGCAUACAGUAAGUUAAGUCUUGGGAGCGAAACUUUAUUUUGUCGUUUGAUCAAAGCAGUCAAAAAAAAUAUGGACAAUUUUAACGAACAAGAAAUAGCUAACAUAUUAAAUGCGUAUUCAAAAUUGGGCGAAAAAAAAUACACACAUUUGUUUGUCAAUUUUUUACCUCAUGUGUGUGCAAAAUUUGAUCACUUCAAGCCAGUUGAAAUGGUGAUGAUUGCUAAUGCAUACUCCAAGUGUAACUUAUUCAAUAAGACAUUUUUUUCCCUCCUGUGUAACUACAUUGAAAGGAAUGCUGACCUGUUUGAACCAUCCGAGUGGGCCAUACUUGCCAAUGUAUACGCAAACUUCAACCUCAGCGAUUUAAAAAUUUUUUACCUUAUCAAAAAGAAGGUCAGCGAUAGGGAACAUUUGCUGCAACAUAGAAAUGUAGCCAUGCUGCUACAUGCUUUUGGAAAAUUACAUAUACGAGAUGAAGCGUUUGUUAUCAAUUUAAUUAAAAGAAAAAAACACAUAAUAGACUCUCUAGACAGCCGGAACUUGACACUGUUUUAUGUUUCGCUGAUUAAAUUGAAUUUGCGAAUUCCGACGGACAUUUGGGCCAACUUAAAGCAAAACAUUUCGAGCAAGUUACACACCUUUACCGAUUUGGCCCUGGUGUCUAUAUGCUACUCGUCCAUGUUCCUGUCCUACUUUGACAUGAAGUUGGUCAGCUCGAUUCUGCUUCUUCUAAAUGAGAGGAGGGCAAAUAGCAAAUCGUUUGCACACCAAAUGCAUGUCACUCUGUUUGUGCUACACUCCGUCUACAACUUUGGGAAGUUUUCUCCAAAAUUUCUUCUCUGCUUGUAUGAGCUCUUGAGCAGGGCCUACCAGCAUAUCGCGCAGCCCAACUAUUACGACAUUAACAAGUCGGCUAUUCAGAAGAGGAUUUCUCCUUUUUUUCCCAAAAAUUGCCUCAACGUUCAGGCGGAAGUGCCUAUUGGCCCCUUCGUCGUGGAUUUUCUCCUGACCAGGAAGCGGCCCGCGUAG
Plasmodium coatneyi is the source of this 1833-nucleotide messenger RNA. RefSeq lists its product as uncharacterized. Gene Ontology annotation, biological process: regulation of mitochondrial mRNA stability; mitochondrial RNA processing. The coding region runs from base 1 to 1833 and encodes 610 amino acids. Gene Ontology annotation, molecular function: RNA binding. The transcript has a single exon. Gene Ontology annotation, cellular component: mitochondrial matrix; ribonucleoprotein granule. The record is from RefSeq and is a predicted model, not a curated record. Lineage: Eukaryota; Apicomplexa; Aconoidasida; Haemosporida; Plasmodiidae.